Sesamum indicum (sesame) is the source of this 2861-nucleotide messenger RNA. Lineage: Eukaryota; Viridiplantae; Streptophyta; Magnoliopsida; Lamiales; Pedaliaceae. The record is from RefSeq and is a predicted model, not a curated record.
GUUUAAACAACUUAUUGGCCAAAUGAAUAAAAAUAAAAAUACUCCCUUUAUCAAAAUUCUUACUCGCCGCUCGCAAUCCAGCAAGGCUUCAGCCUUUUCCAGAUAAAAGGUAAUUGGAAAGAAAUCCUUCAACCGUCGGCGAUGGAGCUCCUCCGCAGCAACCCAGCCAACCUCCGCGUCUCCUCCUUCAAAGUAGAAUCAUCGUCCAAGAAAAGCCCAGAUUGUGACAGUAAUUCUCGGUCGCAGGGCCUCCAAUUUCGCAAGUUGUCCAAGAAGGACCUCUCAAGAAUCUUGAGAACGGAGGCGGCCAUUAAAGCCAUCGAGAAAAAGGCCAAUUCUUCCAAGUACAAGAACCUCUGGCCUAAGGCUGUCUUGGAAGCUUUGAGUGAUGCAAUUAAGCAAAACCGUUGGGAGUCCGCUCUUAAGAUAUUCGAACUUCUAUGUCAACAACAUUGGUAUGAGCCAAGAUCUCAGACAUAUGCUAAGCUGCUAGUGAUGCUUGGCAAAUGCAAGCAGCCAAAUCAAGCUAGUAUGCUUUUUGAGGCCAUGCUCUGUGACGGCCUCCAACCUACAGUUGAUGUUUACACGGCACUUGUGGGUGCCUAUGCCUUCAAUGGCCUUCUUGACAAGGCAUUUAGUAUUGUCGAAGAUAUGAAGUCCGUCAACAAUUGCAAACCUGAUGCUUUUACGUACUCUAUCCUUAUUAAAUAUUGCAUUAAACAACAUCACUUUGAUAUGAUUGGGCUGAUUCUAGGGGAAAUGUCACAUUUAGAAAUUGAAUGUAGUACUGUGAUAUAUAACAUCCUAAUUGAUGGAUAUGGAAAAGCUAAGUGUUUUGAAUUAAUGGAGAACUCAUUGACUGACAUGAUUCGAAGUGGCAAAUGUUUUCCAGAUAUUUUUACUUUUAACUCUGUAGUUGGAGCUUACGGUGGAUGCAGAAGGAUUAAUGAAAUGGAGAAGUGGUUUGAUGAGUUUCAGCUUAUGGGAUUGAAGCCUGACAUAAUGACAUAUAAUAUUCUGAUCAGAUCGUAUGGGAAAUCUGGCUUGUACCAAAAAAUGGGAUCUGUUAUGGAGUUCAUGAAGAAGAGAUUCUUUUCUCCCACAAGUGUUACCUACAAUAUAGUAAUUGAGAUAUUUGGGAAGGCUGGAAAUAUUGAGAAGAUGGAUGAGAUGUUCCUGAAAAUGAAACACCAUGGUUUGAAGCCUAAUUCUAUUACUUACAGCUCUCUUGUCUCUGCAUAUAGUAAAGCAGGGCUCUUGGGCAAAGUUGAUUCAAUUUUUAGGCAAGUGGAGAAUUCAGACGUGAUACUUGAUACACCUUUUUUUAACUGUAUCAUCAAUGCUUAUGGCAAUGCCGGUGAUGUAGAAAGGAUGAUGGAGUUAUUAAUGGCAAUGGAGGGGUGUGGAUGUAAACCAGAUAAUGUAACCUUUGCCACAAUAAUUCAAGCCUGUCGUGCCCAAGGGAUGAUUGAUAUUGCCCAGAAUUUGGAGAGUAAUAUGACUCAUGCUAAAAUUACAUCAGGCAUCUUGUAAAAUCCUCCUGUUCUGCAGAAAUUUAUGCUUCUUGCUGCUGCUGCAUCAAUUCUUGAUUUUUCCUCAGUAUAUUAGUUGAUAUGUUAUCUACCAUUCUGCAUUUAGUAAUGCUCCAGCAUAAAUUUAAUUCCCCAUUUCUUGGUGGACCAUAAACCUUGACCUUGAUGGAUAAUUCGACCUGUGUGCUGACGGACUAAAGAAUGCUGAUUAUGAUAAGGUUUUAAUUAAUGUUCAGGAGGAAGUUGAUUGGAUGGAACGAGAGAAACCAUUACAGAGGAUGAUUAUCCUGUGAUCGUCGACUGAGAAGAAGUUCUUUACCUCCCUCACAUCUUUGUGUGGAUGAGAAUGUUUAUUUUUUGCAAGGUUAUCCAAGGGAGGGCCAUGCUUGAGUGGAAAUAAUAAUAACUAUGGAACUCUUAGCAAGAGAUGGAACAUUUUGGAGAUCUCUCUACUAUGAGCUCACAAUAAGACGGCAUAGCUCCAAAUGCCUGGUUGCUGAUGUGUGCAGCCGUUCUUCUUGUGCACUGUGGUCUCCUGCUAUUCAUGAUUCAGUUGUAGCUGGUGAAAGUUGUGGUCUAUUCUUAUCGAGGUAUUUUCUGCCAAAAGGCUUACAUGGGCCUGAAUGUAGCUGAUACUAUAUAUGUCAUUGAUCUUGAAAAAUUGGAUGAUGUGCAAGGAAGUCACAGAACAGUAAUAAGCUGUCGUUUGCUACAAUUACUCAAUACUCAAUUGCGUCCAGGAAGCUAGUUCAAGAAUGAACCAAGAUCAAAGGAUACAAGUUCAGUCAGCAAUUCGAGUGGCCGGUAGUUCGAUAUGAUUAAACCUGUGGAGCAGGAUUCUUGGUGAAAGAUUUUGAUUUCUUGUUGAGGAUAUAUACUAGAAAUCAGCAAAUGCAUCUCUGUACUGGUAGGACUUGAAAAGGUUUUCCUUGCACAUGGGUCUCAAUUCUCAUUGGUGUGGUGCACAAUAUGCAACGGCAGAGGAAUAUGAGUGCUUCUUUUACCUUGGUACAAUUCAAGCCAUCAUCAUUUACCAAACAAAACCCUAAUCCACAAACUCCCGUUUCUCCAGCUUGUGGGUAGGCUUUUCCAAAUACUUGUUUCUUUCCAAAAUGUUCUUUCUGAUUGAUUUCUUUUUUUUUCCCACUUUACUUGUAUCAUGUUGUAUGUUGCUGUGAAUUUUUAUUUUUUCAGUGAUGGCAAUGGGGAGUUGAUUGUCUUUUUCUGAUGACGUAAUGUUGUAACAUUUGUGGGCUCCGCAUUUUUCUUUUUUCUUUUUUGGAUUGAACUGAAUUUUCUCUAUGAAUAAAUUCUUGCUUUGAGCAGGCA